UUUUCAAGAUAUAUAACUUCCGGUAGAUAGAUACGAUAUUCAGUUAAUUGCAAUAGCUCUAAUACUAAGUAACAAAUAUUUAUUUUCUUUAAAAUUGUGAGAUUCUACCGAUUAUGCAAUAUGGAAAGAAUUAAAUAAAUAUAUUUCAUGUUAGAGAAUAGGGUAUAGUAUGGAAAUGCGGCAACAGUGCACUAGUGUGAAAUUAACAGUAUUUUAGUUCAAUGGUUGUUCCCGUGUUGAUAAGUUGGAUUUGAUGUUGUGCAAAAAUGUGGUGUUUAACAAAUUGGACUUCAGGCAGUAGGAUAAUUCACACGACAAAUCAUGACCGAUCCUCGUGCUGAAGAUGGCAAUUAUUUGGUGCGCGUGCGUGCGCAGGUGAUGUCAAGGGAUGACAGCUCGGGUGGAUGGGUACCGUUGGGUGGCGGAGGACUCAGCAACGUUUCCGUACGAAAGAGGCCGCGCCCGACGCCAUCUAGUGGCGGCGGAGGACAAUUGUCCAACGACGCCCAACCUACCAAACCCAAGCACGACUAUCUCAUUUAUGGAAAAAGGAUAAGCGAUAAUUCGAUCGUACUGAGUUGCACCAUAAAGAAGGAUUUCGAAUACAAUAAGGUGAUGCCAACUUUUCACCACUGGAAAACCGGCGACAAAAAAUACGGUUUGACAUUUCAAGCGGCUGCUGACGCACGCGCUUUCGACAAAGGAGUCAAGACUGCUAUCGAGGAUCUGCUGGACGGUUUUGCGGACACUUCCCCUACAUCACCUUUGCCCAAAUGUCCGAAAGAUGUAGGAGAUGACGACGUUUUUAUGACCUUGGAUCUUCCUCAGGGUCCAAAAGAUUCAAGAAGUUCUAGCGAUUCUAGCGCUAAAGGUACUGAACAUCUUCAUAAAAUAACUUAUAUAGGACGUGAUAGUAAACCAUUAGAUGCUCGGCUUCCUACUUACGAUCCCCAGAAGGCAACAAAAGAUGUUUCAGGGCAAGGUGGAGGCGAAAACUACCCCUACGUUCAACUGACGGCAGUACAUGAAUACAUUUAUCCUGCCGAAGAUCAACAGAAACCUCCACUUAUGAGGCGAGAUUCGACUUCGAGUCUCAAAAAAUGUACCAUCAGCAUGGAGAUGAAUCCACCCCAACAACCGCCCCUACCUUUCAAGGCUGUUAAACAUAAGGGUAAAAUAAAAAUUAGGUGUCGCCACUGUCACGAAUUAUACGUUGAAGAUAGGAAUCCCCGUGGCGCAUGCGAAUACGCUCCCGACGUAGUAAAAUCGACCAUAAAUCAAAUAACUUGUUUGGGAUGUGCCGAAGGAAUCGAUUAUCAUUGCGCGUCAGACCAAGAAGGUGAUUUCGCGCAACAUCCCUGUGACUGUUCGGACGAAAAUUGCACGAAACGGUGGUUGUGUUUGACGUUUCUAUCGAUUUUCGUACCCUGUCUUUGGUUGUACCCCCCUUUGAAAAUGUGUCAUUGGUGCGGAGUGAAGUGCGGCAUUUGUGGCGGCAGACACAGUAUGUGAUCUAUGAAUCAUAUUUUACGAUAUUAGAUCCCGAAUUUCCUGCUAUUUUUAACAUUUUUAUUUUAUAUAUACAUCGUAGUUUACACUGAAGCUUAAUCCUUCGACACAAUCCGGAAACUAGUAAACGUGUUCGAUGAUUUGAUUUCUGUAAUAUUUUUUUAUUGCUUAGCAAAAUACUAUGAUUUAGUGAUGGGUACAUUCCUGAAAAACCCAAAUUAAGGUUUUUUAAGAGCAUCAAGUCAAAAUUCACAAAAAAAUUGGUAUUUGAUUAAUUUUAUUUGAGGUUGAACUGCUGAAAAAUGUUGACCGAAAAACACUUAUUGCUUCAUGAAAAAGUUGUGUAUGUCUUUACAACAAGACAUAAACAAUGAAAAAUCAGUCAUCUUCUCAUUCAGAAGCAGCAAAAGACUCUGAAGAAGUUGCAUCCAUAUAUGGAAUGUCGGAUUCUCCUUCUGUUUCUAACCCAUUUUGAGUAGUAGAAGCAUCGGAAUGGGGUCUUGGUGUUGUUUCACAACUUCUACCUUAUCUUCAUUUGAUGUUACUUCUUCUUUCUUGUUUUAUAGAAGAUUGGUAAAGAAAGAUGGUAAAGAAACGUUAUCUUACAGGUCCUUUAAUUUGUUAAACGGUUUCUUCACUUAUUACGAAUCCAUUUAUAGGUACUAAAAGAUCUUUAUAUCUCCGCGGAACUCAACUAUUGGAGACACACAGACCGCAAAAAGCCCAAACAAAUCUUUCAACUCAAAUACCAUCUUUUGCUAGAUAAGUUGUUAACUCGCUUGAAACUCAAACACCAAUAUUCAUAUUUUCAGCUACUUUGUGGAUAAAUUCCAUCGCAAUCACAUGUUCUUCCACAUUUAAAUGGAUGCCUUGAUUUAAAGGAUCUAACAGUACGUAUUAUAAACUUUAACCAGGAGUCGAACGGAUGGUUGACUGUCGGUUGGUUCAACCGUAACGAAAUUCAGUUUGAAAUAUCAAUCGAGGGUUGAAAGGUACUUUCUAACCUCAAUUUUUGUUUACUUUAGCUUGCAUUUGAUGAACUUAUAUAUUAUGUUGAAUUAAUUGAACCAUUUGAACGAAAUGAUGAUUCAUCUAAUAUUCUGAUUACUCUUUUUCCUUUGUAAUUAAUCUUUUUGAAUUUAUAUAAUAUUGAAACUACACGUGGAAACUUCAAAACUAUACUUUGACCUUUGAGUGACACACUUCCCCUGGCAAAUGACAGUUCACUCGGAUUUGGUUGGUUAAAAAUGAACUCUCAGUGCAGCCAAUUUUAACCAUCGGUGGAGUUUCGACCGACGGUUAAACAAAACUUUUAUACUACCGACCCUAAAAGUGAUAUCAUGGAAAGGGGUAGAUGGAGAAAGUUAUUUUGUUAUAAGAAAGAUCCAUCUAAAUUUCAUAGUAGCAAUUAUGUCCUUAAUUUUUGUCGCAUGAAUUUAGAAACACCCUGUAUAUAUUAAUUUUUUUGUUAUUUAAACCUUGAUUUUAUUUUUAUUAUCCAGUGUAACUUUGAAAGUGUCUGUGAUUUAUUUCAGGAAAUUUGUGUACCUAAUAUCGUAAAAUGAAGUGCUUGAACAAUUUAGGGUUGUGAACACUUUAAAAGGGCGUUGAAAUGUGUGAAGUUUGUCCCAAGAAAAAUUAAAAGACUGUUUAUACGGAAUGUUGAAAAAUAUAACAAGGUUGGUUUAAGGAAAAUUCUAAAUGCUGUCUCAAAACGGUGAUUAGAUAUUUCCGUUGUUGGUUAAUUGGUUCAACUUUCCGUACUUGUUGAUUUUUAAUAGAUAAUUCGCUAAAAUCUUUUUAAUCAAAUUAAUUUAUUUUAUUAAAAGAUUCUUAGAUCGAAUCGAAGAAUUUAAUGUUGUUCAUGUGUUCUAAAUGCUACGAAGAUGUAAAAAUUUGACUAUCAACCGAUUGUUUUUGUUUUAACAAAAUAUAAUGUAUAUAUUUAUGUAAACUUUAUUAAUGUAUAAUUGCGUUUUACAUCUUUAUGUACAAAAAAAAAUUGUGAGGAUAAAAAUCGUAAUUUUACAUUUUAAGUACUGUUGAUUAAUAUACGGAGUAAAUUUACAAAUGUAAAAAAAAUCUGUACUGUAAAUAAAGAAAAAUUGUAAAUCUUAUACAGAUUCAAAUGGUAAAUAUGCUUAAGUAUUUGUGUAAAUUUACUUUGUACCAAAUACUAUACGUGGUGUUCCGGAACUUGAUUGGAAAAAUUUUGGAGUGAGUAGAUUACGUGAAAAGAAUGGUGUGACAUAAAAAAAUUUUCACAUACUAUCUCUUUUUUCUGAGUUAUAGUCGUUUAAAGUUGCGGAAUCAAAAGUAUCUGAAGGCCAGGGGUGGCUAUCAAGGCUUUCACCUCCGAUUUUCAUGAAACUUCAUCGAUUUUAAUCAAAUUUUGAUUGUAGAGAAUAUAUCAAAUAGCAAAAUCUACCCUAUUCCGAUGUGUGCUUUUUCCUUUGGGGGUGAAAAUUUUAAUGUGGAAAAUAACCACAGAGAUCGAUAGUGGAUCAAAUUUUAAGCAAAAAUUGUUGUUAGCAUUUUUUUUGAAAAAUCAAUAAUUUCUUAGAUAUGCGCCAUUGAAAAUUUAAAUGUUUCUAUUUUCACCAAUAACUCAAAAACUUUUGAUUUUAUUAGAAGUGUAGGAAGCAAAAAUGAAGCUUAUAAAGAAACAAAUAUAUUGGUGCUUUUUAAUUGGUUGUAGGCCUAAUACAAACCGAGUUAGGAUUUAUUGAAGUUUGAAUAUUUCUUAAAAUUCAACGUCGAAUAACGGAAAAACGGUCAAUUUUUCUAAAAAAUUGCAUAGAAUCUUUUUCAAAGUACUUUUUAAAAGCUUUGAAAUAAGGGUUAGUAGAACUCUCUAGCAUGAAAACUAAGAAAGUUGUGGCCGAAAUAAAAUCGAUUUAUGUUUAAACUCAAUUUCAUAUUAGCAGUAGUACCCAAAUUGCAAUAAAAAGAUAAUUCACUGUUUUUUUACUUUAUUUACAUACUAACAAUGAUUUCUGGGUAUUCUUUUAGAAAUUUUUUAAGAUUUCUUCUUUUUUGGGAUAUAUGUAAAAAUUUGUAAAGUAAAAAAAUCAAUAAAAAAAAAUCAUUUUUGCUAUCUACAAGUUGUCCCUGCGAAGUUACGGAUUGUUAACCAUUGAACCCGAGUCGCCCUUAGCCUUCAGAUAGUAGUGUAGAAUUAUUUACUCCACCAAACACACUAAAUAGACAUACGUAAUCAUCCAUUAAAAAUUCAUAAUGUUCGAAUGUAUAAUUUAGAAAAUAUACUUAAAUAUAAUUUUUUUUAUGUCACAUCAUUAUUCUUACGUCAUCAACUGACUGCCGAAUUUUUCCCAUCAUAUCCCGGAACACCUUGUAUAUAAAAAACUAAUCUAGUGAUGGUUUUACAUCAUUGUAUUAAAAGCUUUACUUUAUUUAUGCAUUGUUAAAUUAAUAUGCCAAUCUAUGUACUGUAUCUGUCAAAACGAGGUAUUUUUUUCCGUUUGAAAACAAUAAAAAAAUUAAAAAAUAUUAAUGUAACAUCAAAACUAAAUAGUAGUCACACGAUAAACGGAUUUACAAGUUGAAGUUUCUAGAACCGUUGGUGAUAUUUAUACUGAACACACUGUUUUAAACGCUUUCUAAGAUAUCCUCAGAAACAGCUCAGAUUUUCACGAUUAUUUUAUCUAAUUGUAUACUAUACAUGACGACCCACAAGAUUAUAUAAGAAAUUGUUUAUUUUUAUUGUUUUUGUUGGGGUUAUGGAUAAGGUAGCAGUGUAUUUAUGAAAAAAAAUCUAAACAUGUAGGUAUGUCCUUGUAAUGUUAAUGAUCGGAGAGAACUAAACUACCUACUUCUUAAACUUUAUUAUCAAUUCUAUACAUAUACUCAUACCUGGUUUUAUGACCUGUAUCUCGAAAACCUCUUUUUCUUUAUUUUAGGAAAUAUCAAAAUAUAUUCCUCAACAAGGUUAAAAUUUGUUUAACAGAUUUAUUUAACUUCUCGUCGAAACUACAAUUGAGUGAGCGGUGUUAAAUGUUUGCACUGUUUUGAAAUGUACCAAGCGUUUACUAGUGCAACAUCAAGGAAGCACCACCACAUAUAUGCUGAUCCAUCAAAUCAGUUUCAUCGAUUGUAUUCAGAAAUCAGUCUAGGUUGUAGUACUUGAACGAUUUUUUUCUCAGUGUGAGAAUAACGUUUCCCCUGAACAGUCGGUUUUGUCCCAUGACAUGUGGACGCCACGGUAACCACUUUUUACCACAAUAACUCUAUCCUCCUUGGUUUUGGCAAUCUGGUUCUUCUAUGGCAGUGUGCAGCUCUUAGGAAUUCCGUUUUGUAUCAUCGUUUCCGUCGUAGCCCUUUUGUUUUAGGUUAGCUUCUUCAUGUGAUGUGGAAGCUCAUCAAUGGAGCAGCACACUUCCAAAAUUAUUCUCAUAGAUCGUGUUUGCUUUUCGAUCCUUUCCAAGUAACUUGAGAUGUUUUUUGUCCGUUAUUCUCCAGGUCUCUUCACCAUAUUGGAUUCCUACAAAAAAUUUUCUUUCCCACACAGUAGAGCACUAUUGGAUGAAUGAAUAUUUGAUAUUUUCGAAUUUAACUUUGCUUUUAAGACUCCCUUUUCUCUAUUCCACCUCUUAAAUUGUAUUUUUAUUUGUAAUUGGUACCCUCAGAUAUUCUAAACAAUAUUUUUUUCCAGUGUUCACUUUUAUAGAUGAAUUGCUUGUUGGUGAAGGGAACAAUCGGGAGAUAAUUUCCCAGGACAUACUGAAUCGUAAAUUCAUUUUUAUACUAACAAUUAUCGAUCAAAUUAAAAAAAAAUAUGGAGUUUGUGUGGUACAAAAAAGUUAAAAUUUCGUUCUCGAGUUUUUUUUUUGGUUUCUUAAAACUCCGCCGGCACUUAUACUCACACUUAAUGGUCCUUCGAGCCGGAUAUAAACCUAUUGACGGCUCGAAGGACCAGAUAUUAUAAUUGUGUAUUGGUGUAGUGGUAAUAAACAGUGAGUUCAGUACUGAUUGUGAUUAACUUGAUAAACAGACAAUUAUUUUUUGUACGAAGUAGUUAAGUACUUGUAUUUUUAGACUAUUAGCCUCGUAUUUAACCAAUGAUUGACUACUAUGAACUGCCAACAAACAACAGAUAAAAUUAAAAAAAAAUUAAAUGUAAAUAUAAUGAUGGUACAUAGUAAUGACAAUACAAAUGGAAUAAAAAAAAUAAUAAAACCAGUGUUUUAUAAUAGAGUAUGGUUAGGCACAAAUUUGCCAUUCAAUGGUGUCAAAUUGGGAUUUUUUGCGUUAUUAUUUCGAUUUUGGAAAUUUUUUGUAAAAGUUUUUUUGGAACUGAAUAUUUUUAUUAUUUUGAAACGUGGAUAAUAGGGAAGAUUAGUACAAAUUUUUAGUUUAUUAAGGUAUUUGUAUUAUCAAUCAGUAAUACAGUAGAAUCUGGAUAUUAUGACUUUCAAAGAACCUACGAUACUAUGUCAUAGUAACCGGAUGACAUAAAAACUGACAGGAUUGUUUCUAAAGUACUAUUUUUUUGUUCUUAUUCGUUUAAACAGUUUCUGAACGGGCGUGUGAAUUCAUACUUUGUUUUUCAUUUAUUUAUACACUAAUACUAAAUACACUACACUAGUCACUAUCCACCAAAUUAUUUUCUACUACUUACUACGAAACACUUCUACUAAUUUAUUUAAAUAACCCGUUUAGUUUACUUUUUACUAUUCCAAUGUGUUCACUAUGACAUCAAACUUUUUGCUGACUGCUACAGCCUCAUUGGAAUAAUGGAUAAUAGGGAAAAUUAGUACAAAUUUUGAGGUUAUAAAUGUAUUUAUGUUAUCAAUCAGUAAUACAGCAGAAUCUGGAUAUUACGACCUUCAAAGAACCGACGAUACUUUAUACUCAUACAUAGACUCAAACUAACCGGAUGACAAAAACUGACAGAAUUAUUUCUAAAGUAUUAUAAUGUUCUUCUUAUUCAUUUGAACAGUUUUUGAGAAAUGAAUUCAUACACUUUUUUUUUAUUUAUACACUAAACUAUUCACUAUCCACUAAACUAUUUUCUAUCGUUUAUCACUAUACACUUUUACUAAUUUAUUUAAAUAACCCGUUUAGUUUACUUUUUACUAUUCCAAUGUGUUCACUAUGACAUCAAACUUUUCACUUACUGCUACGGCUGCUAGAGCCUCAUUGGAAUAAUGCCAUCAUUCCACAAAUUUCGUUUACUGGAAAUCGAGUUCACAAGGCAUUCUUUGGAAUUUUGUCUCUCUGAUUACAUAAUGUAAACAGGUAACAAAAAAAUAAGUUAACAGAUUGAAUAAAAAAUCAUAAUGGGACAGGGACGGCUUCACGGUCUAUCUCAGUAGACGAGUUCGUAGCAGUACAUAUCGUUGUAAACAUCGUAAUUUCAUAGCAUCAAAUUUUCCAAUACACAAAAAACUUGACGAUGGAAAAAAUUUAAUGAAGACUUGACAUGUUUCUUUUACUAAAAGGGUUAAAAUAGGAACCAGAUAUCAAAUUUCGAGAAAAUAAUUUAAGAAAAACUUUAUUUUUGUGUCAAAUAUUUUACUAUAAGAAUAAACGGGUUUUAAAAUUAAAAACUCUAGUAACAAAAAGAAAUAUAGCGUUAAAAAUAGUAAGUUUGUGACUUAACAAAACGCUUUCAAAAUUUUGCCCUCAAAUUUAACAAUUCAAAAGAUAAUUUCAGACUUAGGGGCACUUGUAUUUUCAUAGUUUUCAGUCUCACACAUAAGUACAGUGGAUUUCUUUAAAAUAUGGAAAUACAGAACUGUUGUAGAUGUUCAAACUUGGACUUUUUGAUUUUUAGUCUUUCGGUGUAAAGUAAAGUCUUCCAUGCUGACUGAAUCAAUCAAAUUCAAUCUAGUUAUCAACGGAUUUCCAUUAAAUUUUGCAUCAAAUUUACUAUCGCCUUAAUCUGCCAUCAUUAGAAUCUCUAUCCUUUCUCUUUUGGUUAAAGGAACCAUACCGAUAGAAUUGGUAUGAGGCUAAUUGUAAUCCUCACACUUAUAAGUUGGAAUUUCUGGAACCGUUGUUGAUAUUCAUACUGAACACACUGUUUACAACAUCACUCACGAUUACACUACCUGAACCAAGUUAUCGUAUUCAGAGAGUGUCUGUCUGUUUGUCUGACUCAUAGAACAUGUAAAUUUUGCACGUCUAACUGUCUAACAAGAAACUUUGCUUUCUAUUGUAAUAAAGAUCCCUUAAAUGAUUUUCUCUGGUCUCAAUGAAACUUGAACCUUUGCAAGAGCACCUUAUCCACCUGCUUAUGAAUAGAAAACAUGUUUGCAUUUCAAAAAAUUGGCACGGAACAACGGCUCCAUCUUCGAUCCUCUUUAUUGUAGAAUGAGAAACGUCAAACUCCUUGUGCGAAUUGUAUCUGAUUGACAGGUUUAUAAUCAGUAUAAUGUUCACUUUUUUUUUUUUAAUUAUUAAACACUUUGGCUUUCCAAACUAAUAAUGAACAAACAAUACGUAACUGCGACAUGUGCAGCACGCGGAAAGAGCAGAAAUCGGGGCUCCGGAGUCGCUUAAAUCUGUUAUUCGUUAUAUAUGAUUUCUACUGUAUACUGAUUGAAAUCAAAUAUAUCAAUUAUUUUUUUUCGUCUCAAGAAUAAUAACACAUGAAAUGUAUUAUUAUAAUUUGGGGUUAAUAACGAUCCCAAAAAUUCAGCUAUGUAGCAAUGACCUCAAAAAGUGCAUAACAUAGUCGAAGUUUAACAAGAUCUGAUAAAAGAAUUUAAACUAAACUCAAAUGCAAAUUUUAUAACGUUUUUGCAACAUAAUCUUUCUAAUAAAACUGACAACAAUCGAUUUGGCAGUGUUGUCAGUUGUUCAAGUUAAGACAAUCUCUUCGCAGCGUUGUCAGAUGUAACUUAUUUAUGAUUGUUGGUCAUUUAUAUUUCUUUGAAGUCUGCUUCACCGAGAUUUAAAACUUGUUGAAAUAUUAUGUUGUUAACUGUUAAAUUCCAUAAUCCAGUUAAUAAAUUCAAUAUAGAGAGAAAGGAAACUUUUUAUUGAGUGUAUGUGUGUGUCUGUAUAUAUAUGUUGAUAAUAAAGAGAAGUAUGAUAUGGCUUAUAAUAAAAAAAUUGUGUGAGUGAUAUUUUAAUUAAAAUAAUAUAUUAAGAAUAAAUAAUAUGUUAAUAA
Molecule: messenger RNA, 9646 nt
Organism: Diorhabda sublineata
Lineage: Eukaryota; Metazoa; Arthropoda; Insecta; Coleoptera; Chrysomelidae
Gene: Spred
Product: sprouty-related, EVH1 domain-containing protein 1
Exons: 7
Coding region: 322-1512 (396 amino acids)
Biological process (GO): negative regulation of MAPK cascade; multicellular organism development
Cellular component (GO): membrane
Molecular function (GO): protein kinase binding
Source: RefSeq, a predicted model, not a curated record